AUGGCAACAUGUCGCUUGGAAUUGAUGGGCGUGUAUGACUACACAAGGCAUGCAGCCACUGUGCUGCAGAAGGCUCAGAAGACCGGUGUCUUGUCUGGCCUGAAUAUCCCCAACAAGAAGCCUGGAGAACCAUUGUUGGAGUGGGCCAGGAUUCUGCGUUCUGAGCUGCCCUCUGUGGAAGUGACCGUGCAUUACAGUCUCAAGCACCAGAGCAGGAAGAAUCCUGCGGAGGCCUUCAGGGAAUGGUGCCAUGAAGCUGCAUCCAUAGGUGUCCGGAGAGUACUUCUGGUGACAGGCCCUCGUGGCCCCCGGCAAGACACAGUGAGUGUCCUCAGCCGAUUGGGCCGAUCAGUUGAUGGCUUACGUCUGGGAGUUGCCUUCAACGCAUGCCUUCCAACAGAAGCUGAAAGAGAAGCGGAGCGACAGCGUUUAGUUCAGAAGCUGCGCACAGGAUUGGUGCAUGACAUUUGGCUGAACACUGGCGUGGAUGAAGACCUUCUGCGAAGUGGCAUCGCAUUUGUGAAGAGCACUUGCGACAAGCUUGGUGUCAAACCUGACAUGUUCGCGUCCGCUAUGCUUCCCAGCGAGGGACAGCUGCAGCAGAUGCGCGAACGGCCGUGGAACGGUGUUCAGUUCAGCGAGGAGUUCUUGAGCUCCGUGGAAGGGAUGGGCUCGGCAACAAGCAGAGCCCUUGGCGUUUUCCGGGAGACAGGAGUGGAACCCAUCAUUGAGACCCGAUCAUCGUUGAACAAUGUUUUGGCACAUUUAUGCAAGUCUUGA
Symbiodinium pilosum is the source of this 780-nucleotide messenger RNA. Lineage: Eukaryota; Dinophyceae; Suessiales; Symbiodiniaceae. The record is from the annotation of a GenBank genome assembly.